AUGUCGAGCUGUGAUAAAACUCCCGAGGUGGAUCUCAGACACAUCUUGAAGAUGAACAGGACCGAGAUUUCAAUGGCCAUCGAUGAUCUCUUCCCAUUUCUACAUGGACUGGUGGAUCACGAUGUCAUCACAGAGCAAAUAUUCAAGGAAACAUUACAGCUGAAGGAACAGAAGGGUAGCAACAAGGCUGUGUACACUGUCCUCACAUGGAUCCUGGAGAAGAGCAAUGGAUCCAUCAGUGAGUUCUGGAAGAAUCUCUUCAAAGAUUACAAUCUGGAGCGGUACCCCAAACUCCAGCCAGUUUACCACAGCUUUCCAAAAGACUUAGAUCUUAAUAAACUGAGACGAGGAAGGAAGACCCCCAGAAUGUCUCCCAAUCAGAUAACAACGAGGCCUCCACUAAAACGAAAAUCUCCCGAGGAGUCACCAGUCAGUGCAGCCGGCAUGAAUACAAAAUGUAGCAAUAAUAAGGAGACACCAGCCCAGGAAGGAGGGCGAGGAGUUGGAGCGAUAUUGAAAGGAAGAAUCGCGAGAAAAAUAGAGAACACUAACAUUGUCAGAGUGCCUCAAAGAAGUGGAACACAAUCAGUUCAAAGAGACAGCAAUCUUGCAACCAAUGAGCUUUCUGCCUCGAAUGCUAAUGUUAAAGGAAUUCUCAUCAAGCAAGUCUUAGAAUCAGGAAUUUCCAAAAAGGGAAUUAAGGAUACUGGAGAAACUCACACUGUCAGUAAGCCUGAGGAUCCCGGAGGGAAGAGUCGGAGUAAGGCCUGGAAGUUGGGCACUCGCUGCAGAGGAAUACCCCAGGCACAGAAAAACGAUGAUGAGUGCGCAGUGUGCAGAGAUGGAGGUAAACUGAUCUGCUGCGAUGGUUGUCCAAAGGCCUUUCAUUUAGGCUGCCUUGUACCUCCCCUCACAGAAAUACCCAUUGGUACCUGGAGAUGUUUAUCCUGCACUAACAAAGGUGGUGACACCCGAGCUACAUUAUCCUCAACAUCUGAGAAGAAUCAGCAAUCGCAGAGCACAGCAGGAGUCCAAGUGGUCUUAUAUCAGCAGAAGUUGGUGGGAGAGUUGGAGCAGCUGCUGAGAUCAUCACCAUUUACCAACAAAGAACAUCCUCCUAGCAUUGGACUGCCAUCCACAGCAAUAACCACAGCACCAUCUUCAACAUCCUCUUCAGCUUCAUCUUCCUCUUCAGCUUCUUUUACUGCCAAUCAGAAACAGCGGAUCCUGUUGCAGACCCGUGAAAAUCAGCCCCUGAACCCCAGCUGUGGGGUGUGCAAAGCUGGAGGAGAUCUGAAAUGCUGCACCCAAUGCCAUGGAGGCUUCCACUCCCACUGCCAUUUCCCUGCCGCCCCUGAGGACAUGAGGACGGGGAGAUGUAUCUCCUGUACAAACACAACAGUGCUGAACACAUCUACUGAGCCUGAGUUACAACUGAAGCCCCCAACCACACAAACAGCUACGGCUGUUGAACAUGAAACAGAAGUAGAUUCAUUUAUUAAUGAGCAGCUCUUCAACAAGGAAGAGUUUGACUCAAUUCUCCGAGAGAGCUCGAUCGAUGGCAUCUUGCAAUGGGCUUUGCAAAACAUUCCCAGGCCCGUGUCUGAGAACCCAGGCCUUAAUCAUUAAUGGAGGCCUUCUUCUGUGGAGAAGCUGAUCUAAUCUGAAUAGAAAGCUACACCUGUACUGAAGAGGAGUGAACAGGACAUUAUUUUGCUAGUGAGGAAAAUGCAACUGUUGUUCAAUGACAAGCUCAAGGAUUGUACUUUAGUUUGCAUCAUUAGCUGCCCUGCACAUAUACAUUCAAAGGGAAGCUGCUUUUUAUUGAAUUAUGUACAGCACAUGUAGCUGAUAUAAUUUGUGACUUUAAGCUUUAAGUUAUUUAAGCAACUUUAGAACAAGCAAAUGUUGCUGAGAGACACGUCAUGAUUGUUUGCUACAACAUUGUUAUCUGCGCCUCCUUGUUUGGCAUCUUAUUACAGGAAAAACAGUACAAAAUACCUGUUUUCAUCCUUUGAUGUGGUUGACUUUAGUGUAACAAAACACUCCAUGGGACUUCACAGAGAAAGUAAGGGGCAGACACUGCAGAGUGGAUUUCAUGUUCUUAUACUAACAAGCCAAGGAUCCAAUCUCCACUCACCACAUGAAACACCCUGGCUUUGGUGGGAGACGUAACUAAUACCAGUAAUGUGGAAGUAAUGGGUUUCAAGUCAUUUUAAAAGUAGUCAAUGAAGAGAAGAAGCACUUGAAGAGAGUAGGACCAAUAUGGCCCAGAGCUCUAGUGCACAAAGUGGUAGUGGAUCGUUGAGGGUGGAUCUCAAUGUAAGUGCAUGGGAAAAGGUAUAGAGGUAAAGAUGUUUCCAGAGAUAGGGAUACAUCCGAUUUACAUUUGAAUAGUGAGAGUCAGUGUAACUCAGUAAUGAGGAUUCUGAAGGUGAGACAGUGGAGCAAAUGUAGUGGAGGGUGAGAAAGAAUGGAUAAAGUAAAACUUUGUGCAAUUUGUAACUUUUGGAAGCAUAGAUAAUGGGUUGUAACUUGAGAUGAAGCUGCCUUCUCCUCCCUUUCCUCAUCUUUGGUGACAUAGGUGAUAAUCUUUCCUAAAAUGAUCUGCUCAUCUAUCUUCCAUAAAAAUAAGCUUUUUCAAUUAAUUCUUCUUAAUCUCUCCCUUCCUGGCUCAGUAUCUGAAAUAACUACACAGAGGCCAAUAUCCCAUCACCAGAUUGUCCUUUAUUUAUACAUGAACAGUCCUUGACUUUAAUACUGCCUCAUACAGAGUCAAGCAUCAGAGUGUCAGUAUCCUUUUCCUAUGUCAGCAAGGGCUCCUAACUGGACCAGAUUUACAGCCCCAAUCAGGGAACUCAUAUUCUAUGAGGUCCAGCUGGCCGAACUCAUUACAGUACAGUAUCUAUUAUCUUUAUGCUUAUCUGUGGAAGUCUUGGGACAUGAUAAAUACACUAUUAACACACCAAAUGUUGUAGUUGUUCUAGUGUAACCAUACACAAGUGAUGUAGGGGAGGAGAAGGGAGAAGAAGUUGAAUGAGAUCUUUACACAGGAUUGAGUCAACAAACAGUGGCCUUCUGCACAAGUAAUUAAUUCUUUGUCACACAUGAUGAAGAGGUGAUUAUAUUGUUUUGAAAGAUAGUUUUGACAGGCUGUUAGGGAGAAAGUUUCAAUAAUUCAGCAAGAAUUAUUCUAGUUUACAACAUUUUUACCUUGUAAUUUGCAUUACAUUUAGCAUUUAUACAUGAAUAUAUUUUGGUUAUGUGUUUGUAAUUGACAACCAUGAUUAGGUUUGCCCAGAGCAACUGAGGGUUGGAGAUCCUACUUAAUGUCACCUGAAGGUAUCUAUUCGGUGGCUACAGGUGUUUUUGCAUUGAAAUAAAGGGGAAAUAACAAAUUGGUUUAGUCUAAAUUAAUUUCAUUUUGUUUAUUGAUUAAUUUGGUGAGUAAUUUACAAUGUUAUGUUUUUAGUUCAUUUGUAUCCUUCCUCAUGCAGAUCAGUUUGGCUCUUGGCUUGGACUUCAGGGAACCAUGAUGAGGUCCGUUCUGAGGUAAUCACCGCAGUGAGAGAGAGAGAGAGUUAGUACCAUUUUGAUGGUGAUGAGGACCUCAACAGUGACUGGAGUGAUUGAGCUCAUAGGUAGAUGCAAAAAUGUUGGGAUGUUAAAAGUGUAGUUGCAAGUGAGCUGUGAGAAAGCUUUUUCAAGGGAGAGGGCAAAAACAGAAAUUAAUUUGCGAGGGGACAGGGCAUGUGGCUGGAGGUCAGAACUGGAAAAUGAUCAGAGAUGGUGCUGGCUGUGAUUUACAUGAUGGGAUUAGGGACAUCACUUGAGAUGGAAUGUCAAGCGGGUGUAUGGCUUUGAGUCCCUGUAUGACAGGAGGGAUUAAGCGUGGAAAGGAAGGUAAUGAGCUCAGAGAAGUGACACACAACGAAUUGCACUGAAAGUCAAAUUUAUCAAGGAUAAAAAAGUUGCUCAGUGAUGAAAGUAGUGAAUAUGCAUGAGUGAGAAAUGCUUUAUGGUUCUUGGUGGGUGGGAGAGAACAACGAUUUGGAUUGAAAGAUGAAAAGAAUGGAACAAGGAGAAGAAAGUAUAGAGGAAGAGUGGAACAGACCAAGGUGCAGUUUGAUGAUAUGAGCCACAGCCUGGAGAAGGCAACGUGAUUGAAGAUAUAACUACUGAGGGCAGGCUUAAUUUAGAAAGAAGUUGUCAUUCCCCUGUCACCAGGUUUACAUUAUGACCAUUAUAACAAUGCACAAUUAGCUAAAACAUGGCAAGCAAUGUUACCUCUAAACUCCGAGGGUCCUCUCAUGGCAAUUGGCAUGCAUUUUUCUGGACUCAAAAAGUAGCAUUUUCUCAUAUGCAUCAGUGAGCUUCAACUCCGAAUAUAUCCUCCUCUUUUAAAAGCUGCAACUAUUUUUUCCUCAUUUCCCAUCCACCAUCUAAAAACAAAAUAGUGUUCUUACUGUUAGGCUUGGAAAAUACUUUGAAGAACUUCUACAGUGAUGUCCUGCAGGCUGAGAUGACAACAACCACCAACACCAACUUCCUAAAUGCUUGAUAUGACUUCGACCAAGAUAGAACGUUCCCCCCUGAUUCCCAUUGACCAGUUUUUCUAAUUAUUGCGAUGAUGGUUGAAACAGAUUAUUGCAUUUAUGACUACUGUGAUGUUUCUGAUGAUUUUGCAGGUGACUUUACUGAAAUUUGGAGUGACUGUGUCGCUGAUGAUAGCAGUGAUAACCAUUGUGAUAUU
Rhincodon typus (whale shark) is the source of this 4753-nucleotide messenger RNA. It is a transcript of the gene aire, whose product is annotated as autoimmune regulator. Gene Ontology annotation, biological process: humoral immune response; regulation of transcription by RNA polymerase II. Gene Ontology annotation, molecular function: DNA binding; translation regulator activity; DNA-binding transcription factor activity, RNA polymerase II-specific. Gene Ontology annotation, cellular component: nucleus; cytoplasm. The record is from RefSeq and is a predicted model, not a curated record. The coding region runs from base 1 to 1629 and encodes 542 amino acids. The transcript has 15 exons. NCBI's taxonomy places the organism in Eukaryota, Metazoa, Chordata, Chondrichthyes, Orectolobiformes, Rhincodontidae.